This is a messenger RNA of Apis cerana (Asiatic honeybee), 10261 nucleotides long. It is a transcript of the gene toy, whose product is annotated as paired box 6 protein twin of eyeless. Gene Ontology annotation, molecular function: RNA polymerase II cis-regulatory region sequence-specific DNA binding; DNA-binding transcription factor activity, RNA polymerase II-specific. The record is from RefSeq and is a predicted model, not a curated record. Lineage: Eukaryota; Metazoa; Arthropoda; Insecta; Hymenoptera; Apidae. Gene Ontology annotation, biological process: regulation of transcription by RNA polymerase II; anatomical structure development.
CCAAGUGCUACGGCAGCGAGGAGCAGGGAAGCGGCGGCGGCGGCGCUGCACGCGGCAAGAACCCUGUUGGGCGCGGGGGUGGCUAACCCUUGCUCGCCCACCCCCGAACCGCCCUUCUGGAAAAUGCCACAUAAAGAGGAGGACUUGAUGCACGGGGGUGGUGCGGGUAUUGGCGGGGGUUCUAUGGUCGGACAGAACUCAAUAUUUGGGUGCUCGGCUGCAGGACACAGCGGGGUUAACCAGCUUGGCGGUGUUUACGUCAAUGGCCGACCAUUACCAGACUCUACAAGGCAGAAGAUCGUUGAACUGGCCCACAGUGGUGCUAGACCCUGCGACAUCUCGCGCAUACUGCAAGUCAGCAAUGGCUGCGUCUCCAAGAUAUUAGGCAGGUACUACGAGACCGGUUCAAUUAAACCACGUGCAAUUGGCGGUAGCAAGCCACGUGUGGCGACCACGCCGGUAGUGAACAAAAUCGCCGACUAUAAACGGGAGUGUCCAUCGAUUUUCGCUUGGGAGAUUCGCGACCGACUUUUGCAAGAGGGUGUUUGCAACAACGACAACAUACCGAGCGUGUCGUCCAUCAACAGGGUGCUGAGGAACCUUGCCUCGCAGAAGGAGCAACAGGCGGCGGCAGUGCAAGCGCAUCAGGGUGCCGAGAGCGUGUACGAUAAGCUUCGGAUGUUCAAUGGGCAGGCUGCAGGUUGGCCACCGGCUUGGUAUUCCGCUACGCCCUCUCAUCAUCCCUUGGCCACGGGAAUCCCGACGGCGGCGACCCCGGGCUCUGGCCAGUCGCUUCUACCCGGCAGCCAGCUUCACGGCCGCGACGAUUCCCUGCUCAAACGAAGCGACACGGGCUCACUAUUGUCGCAUCAGCAAGAGGCCACGUCGGAUGGGAAUUCGGAGCACAAUUCGUCCGGCGACGAGGAUUCGCAGGUACGGCUGAGGUUAAAACGGAAGUUGCAGCGCAAUCGAACAUCCUUCUCCAACGAACAGAUCGACAGCCUCGAGAAAGAAUUCGAGCGGACACAUUACCCGGACGUGUUUGCACGGGAGCGUCUCGCCGAGAAGAUUGGAUUGCCUGAGGCACGUAUCCAGGUGUGGUUCAGUAAUCGCAGGGCGAAGUGGCGUCGAGAGGAGAAAUUACGGAACCAAAGGAGGGCGGCCGUCGAUCAGGUAGUCGGCGGUGGCAGCAGCGGGGGUGGAAGCAGCACCGCGCCCCCUGCCGCGACCCCUGCCACGCCACGGUUACCCUUAAACGCCGGAUUCAACGCCAUGUACUCGUCGAUACCGCAGCCGAUCGCUACGAUGCCCGACACUUACAGCUCGAUGUCGAGCAGCUUGGGCGGGUCAAUGGGUGGAAGCUGUCUUCAGCAGCGCGCCGAGGGAUAUCCGGCGUACGUGUUCCACGAGCCCCUUCACUCGCUGACGCAGUCUUACUCCCACGCACACAGCACUGCUGCGCAUUCGCAACCCCAUCGCGGUAUACCGACCUCUCAUGGUGGAACCCCCACCACGCCAGGAGGACAGCCUGCAGGACCAGGUGGUGCGCCCUACCAACCAACGACCUCGACCGCCACUGGCGUGAUAUCGGCGGGCGUCUCCGUGCCUGUCCAGAUCCCGUCUCAGACUCCAGACCUGACAGGCAACUAUUGGCCGAGGCUCCAGUGAUCCCAGCUCUUCGGGUUCCCGCCCGCGAGCCUGCUCGUCGGCCAGGAGAGCCCGCCGCCACCGACAGCCACCCCCGGUGCAGUGUCCCGGCCGCUGCUCGCAUCCCUCGGGAUACCGACGCAGCCAGCCCAGCAUCAACCGACCAACACGCCGGCCACCACUCCCGUGCACACAUCCGACACCAGUGAGUGAAACACUCUCCAUCACCAAAUCCCUCUCGACGCUUUCUUUACCACCCAGAGAUGGUCGACGACCAUCGCCGCGCGUCGAAUCUCGAAAACCAGCGGCCAGGUACGACGAGUCGCCGACCACGAUCACUGUGACGCGUCUCGCUGUGAUGGCGCCAACGCGUGACGACUCCAAGAGGAUGUUAUACCGAGUGGGCUGCUGCUUUUUCUCUCUCUCUUUCUGCCUCUUUAAGAUUAUUUUCGCUCGAAUAUUUUCAUCUUGGUUUUGUUUUUUUUUUGGUUUUCAUCUCGAUCUUUGGUUUUCGAAAAUGCGAAUUUAAUGUUGGAGGGAGAUUUAAGUUUAAAGGAGGAGCGACACGGAUAUCGAAUUUUUAAUAAUUUUUUGGUAGUUAAAAUUGUAAGCUUGGUGAAGUCUGGUUCAAAGUAGUGGUUCAAAAGAAUGUAUGGGAUAUUUAUUUAGGUCGGAGAAUUGAAUUGGGGAAAAUUCGAUUAUAAUGUUAUUAAAUUCGUGUUGUUUUUAUAAUUGUUGCUCGUUCGUUCUUUCGCUGUAAUUAGACGCGAGAUGUUAAAUAAAUUCGCGUAUUUUCAAUGAUAAUUGCAUUCAAUGAUAAUUUUCCAAGUUUUACAAUGCUUUGCAUCGUGACCGAGAGAACAAAGUAUCUAAUUCAAUAAUAUUUUGAUCGCAAUCGUGCAUAAUAAUUAUUUUAUUUUAUUAAAAAGUCUAUAAAAUUUUGAGAAAAUCCAUUCGAUAAAAUGAAAAAUCACAGCGAAAGAGUUUGAACGAAUCGUGUAACCUGUUAAGGAUAGGGCGCAACAGGAGUUUGAAAAGAGAAUAAAGGUUAACGAGUCCCACGCUUUAAUUCGAUUAAUUACUCGUUGGAGGCUUGCCAAAUCUCGAUAACUAGCGGACACUGUUGAUAGCUAUUUUCGGUCACAGGGGAAACAAGAAUGCAUAUCCUCGUUCAAUCUUUGCGAUUAUCCAUCCUCUUGAACCGGAACAAAAUCCUCGCGAUUCGUUAAUCCGUGAUUAUAUUUUCUUUAUUUUUCAUCAAAUCAUUCCAUGUACUUUAACAACGUGGCCCUCUCCCCUCCCAAACAAAACUAAUUUACUUUGCACAAAUUUCAACGAAUUUCUUUAUUCUUCGUCGAAUCGUAUUUUGAACAAAAUUUCACGCAAAACUACUUUUCUUUGCACAAAUUUCGUACAACGAACUUCCUUAUUUUUUUUCUUUUUAACAACGAACGAUUCAUUUUCACGAGAUUACUUUUCUUCGUGAAUUUUCGUCUUCGAACGUUCGUUGCGUUCAUCCAAGAACGGAACAGCGCCCUCCUCUUGAGACGACGAACGCGUUGUCAACGACAUCUAGCGUUGAAAAAAUCCGCACUGAUCGUGAACGUUGAUCGCGCCACGAUUCGUUUUUUCGAUUAAUCCUAGUAAGUCGUAGACGUAUACGCAUGACCCGGGUCACGCAGGGUAUAAUAUUAUCCAUCUACUCGACACGAGAGUGUACAAAAUCAACGCACCGGCGUCGAACCUGCUCGUUAGACGAUCCAACUACGACUGAUCGAUCGAAUGUUUAUAUACGGCGAUAUAAAUGUAAUACAAUACAAUGGCGGACGAACGAAUAUAAUACGAACGCGUAUAUAAAUAUUAUCGUAUAAAUUUUCGUCGCUUUUGAAUCAAAGUCGUACGUCUUUUAAAUUAAAUUUAGUUAAUUUUAAAUAACGCUUUCGAUCGUUUGUAAAGAAUAAAAAUAAAAAAUUUCUCUACUUGUAAUAAAAAAAUGAUCACUGUUUGUUAGAUAGAUAAAAAACAAAUAAAAAUUCAUAGAUAUUGUUAAUAGACGAUAUUGUUAAUUGAAAUAGUACAAUGAGAUAAAAAAAAUUAUCUUCGCGCGCUUCUUAUUCCAAAAUAUUUUUUUUAACGUUUUAAUAUUUUACAGAGGAUUAACGCGAAACGAAAUAUUCUCGAUUCAUUGCUCGAUUCACCAAAUUUUAAUAUCAAAUUUUUAACGUUUCUAACAAUAUCGAUCGACACAGAAAUAAGCAUGGUAAUACUUUUUUUAGAAAAUCGUUUAUACAUUUUAUCAUUAACAUUAUUCGAUAAAAAAUUGUGCGAAAAUUUCCCAAGAUUAUUCGAGGAUUUUAUUUCAUUUAUUUUAUCGUGGAUAUCGAUGGAAAUUCGAUAUCGUGUUGGAAAUUUCCCGAUCGACCACUCGAGAGAAGGUUUUUUAUCGAAUUUUCCACGCGUGGAGCUGUUGUACGCAUGACAGCGGCGAAAUUUUCGAGGGAUCCGAAGACGGACGGAGGCGGGCAUCCGCUGCAAAUAUUCUCGCGAGACUUUGGGGUGGCUCUGGCCAAGCCUUUGUAAGGGUGGGAGCGCCGCGAGAGGAUUGAUAGCUGCCUCGAGGGUGGCUUUUUUCGCCGGCCAUCACGCUUGCGAGCAGAUAUGGCGCCGGCUGACAACGUUUCCUCCGCUUCGGUCUCUCCCUCCUUUCUCGAGUCAAGUCUUCGACGGAAGUGGAUAUAUAUGCUUUCAAAAGAUCCCUUCUUCUUCUUCUUCUUCUUCUUCUCUUUCUUGAGAUAUAUUUCGUUUCCAUUGUUUUCGAGCCUUGUAGAACAAAAGAAGUAACUUUCAAAAUUUUUCAUCCUCGGAUUUUUGAAAAUCGAUUGGAAAAUCCUCCGUAAUGGCUGGAAAUAUUUUUUUUUGGAUUUCACAAUCUUUAAUUUUCAAAUAAAGAAAAUUUUACUCGUUCAACCGCGUUCGUAAACGAAAUUUUCGAAAAAAGAAAAUAAUUAAUAUUAUUUACUAAAAUGUAUGAAAUGUUGAAUUGAAUGAAAAAUCGAUUUGGUCGCCGGUUGUCGUCUCACGAGCCUCGUUCGGACGCAGGCGGAACGCACUUCCGCCAGAAUUCGCUCAAACUAGGUCCUCGGGUAAUCCCGUUAAGAGUCGAGCGCCUCUUUCUCGCAGACUUUGCGAAAGGUUCAAGGAUACAGCGUUAGCUUUAGAUUCCUCUUUCGACUAGCAGGACAAGAAAAACGUGUUUUUCAACUCACACCUCUUUCUACCCUCAUCCUCCCUCCACCUCUCUCUCUCUCUCUCUUUCUCUCUCUCUUUCUCUCGUGCUCCACCAAGGACACCACGAAUUCUCCAACGAUUCAACGUUCUCUGUACAUUUCUCACCCUUCGACGAACGUUUCAACCCCCUGGUCCAAAAACUCCACGCGAUCUCUUUAGAUCAAGACAAUCCAAUCUGUAGUCGAAUAAAACGAAGAAGAGAAGAAGAAAGAAAAAGAGAAAGGUUUUAACUCGAGUCGAACAGAGAAAGAGAAAGAGAGAGAGAGUGAGAAAGGGAGAGGGAGGGAGUAUAUACUCUCUUUGCGGUAUAUAGAUUAUAUACUUUAUAUAAAACGGGAAUAAGAAUAGAAAAAUGCGUUUAUUAGAAGAAUGCAAGAACGUUUCGAGGAAAAACCGUAGAUUUAUAUCGUUUAUCGAGACGAGAAACGGGGGGCGAGUUUCGACCGGUUGUCACGAAAAAGAAACUGUCCUCUCUCUCCUUUCUCCUCUCCACCACACAGCCUUCCUUACACACAGUUUCGCGAUCGAAAACGCUCGUUUCCUCGUCGAUCUUUCUUGUAUAAAAGCGAAAAAUUGUAAAAUAUUGCAUUUGUUAUACUCUUCUUAGCCCGUAACGUGUAAAUUAGAGAGGAAGUGUUUGAGCAAGCAAGUGUAUAUAUAUAAAUAUAUAUAUAUAUGCGUUUAGGGAACCAAAUCGGUUUCGUCUCGAUAACACGUUCGAUCGCGUGAGAAAUCGUUUUCGUAAUCGAAAUGCAGGAAGCAAAAGAGGUCUCCGUUUUGCCAAGUGUAUUAUUCGAUGUUGUUGUCACUUGGAAAACGAACGAUCGGCCGUCUCGAUUUCCGAAUUUUGAAAACGAGGAUGGAGGAGGAGGUGAGGAGGUGGAGGAGGAGGAGGAAGACGGUCGAUCGGCGUUUCGAACACGCGACCCGAGCCUAUGCCGCCACGCCACACACUACAUUUAUUCUACUCCCUCAUUGUACGCCUACUCAUCUUAUUAUUAUUAUUAUUAUUAUACUUCUUCUUCUUCUUAUUAUUAUUAUUCUUCGUCGCACGCUUGGAUCCCUCGCAUGCUUGGAAAGUCUUGGAACGGGCGAUCUCGAAAACGAUCGAUUAUCGACGUGACAACGAAUAACGACGAUGUUCACAUGUUCCACCCAUCCAUAUGUGUAUUUUUCUUCGGUUUCUAUGAUAUUUAGGUAAAAACCUACUUCAUCCUCGUAUAUAUAUGUAAAAGGUGAAAAGAAUUGUAGAAAAAAAUUAACAGGGUUUUGCCUUUGAUUAAUGAAAAGGGGAUGAUACGUUAAUGUAAUUUAAUAAGUAAAAAUUAAAAGAUAGUGGCGAUUUUAUUAAGGGGGUUGUUUUUUUCGCGAAAUCGGGCCUCGAGAUCGAUUCGUUUCACCGAUCUGGCGAUUUGUAAUGUGGAAGGAAUCUUGAGUGAGUUUUAACUUUUUUUUUAAUUAAUCGUGCGAUUUCUAUAUAUAAUGGAGGUUAUUAGAUUAAUGGUUGAGUUUCUUUGUUUCUUUGAGAAAUUUUAAUUUAAUUUAGUAAUUUAGUUGGGACGAGGAAAAAAUUACUUAGAUGUACGAGAUAAUACCGUUUGGUGCUUAAAUAGAGGGUAAUUAGUUCGUGUUUUAAUGCGAUUAAGAAAUUUAAAUUAUAUUCAAUACGCGAUGUGCAAUAUUUUGUAAAUUUUUAAAAAUAUCGAUGACAAAAGCUGUUAAGAAAAUUAUUCGAAAUUUCUGCCAUUUUAAGUUUUUAUUAAAUAUAUUCUCUAGAUAAAUAAUUCAAAAAAUAUGCUUCUCGAAUCAGCAUAUCUCGAACAUCUUCUGUAUACUAUCUCAAAGAUUUACCAAAUUUUUUUAUAAUCUUUUUCUUUAAAAUAACCAAUUCUUCCGUUCAUAGGUAAGAAUCUUUUCACAUUCUUUCAAUCAGCCUCGAACCCCCGUUCCCAAAAUUUACAAUGCGACGAAAGCUAAUGUUCUUCUCACAUCGUAAAAAAAAAAAAAAGAAAAAAGAAAAAAACCACGAUUCACACGCAAACUAAAAAUAAAAAAAAAAAUCUUCCAAUCCAAAUGAAGAAUAAAGUUCGAUGCGCGAGUUGAAAAUUAAUUCGCCACAAUUCGCGAGAAUUUUUCUCUCCAGAUCGAUGGAACGAUGAGAAUCUCGGGUCGAGGACCACGAAAUCGAAACUUUCACCGGCGAUGAAAAUAAAUUUCCAUCGCCGGGAGGAGAGAGACACCGACCCGUCCGUCUAAAACACGCGCGCCACGUGUCGCGUAAAAGUGGGAAAAUCACGGUACAGGGUAAUUUGAUGUAUAUAUACACGUACACACGUUGCGCUACCUCAGAGACAAGGCUUUUUACGCGAUAUAAAAUUUCUAAUUAAUCGCAUUAGCGGGUCGAAAGUGGAGGGACGGAAAAAGCGGGAAGGACGCGCAAGCGCGACCGCGAAAACCACUCGAAAGAGAUUUUCGUCGGUGCACGCGACACGCGAACGGGUGGAGGGGGGAGGGAGGAGGGUUCCGCUCGCGACAUCCGUUUCGCGCGGCUCACCGCGAUAAAACGACCGACCAACCAUCCCGUAAAACACGCGUCUCACUUCUCCCCUGUUUUCCUGCUCUUUAUACUCGGUUAUAAGCUCUCGCAAUUUAUUUGGAAAGCGGGUAUAUCACGUCUUCGAGGAUUGCUCCUCGUCUUUGUCCAGAAUUGCGCGAUGAUCGAGUGAAGAGUGGGGAUGAGAAGGAGGAGAUCGAAGAAGUUUGUGCUAUCUACUUGCUGAUGAUUUUACUCGGAAAUUGGAUAUAAACUCUCGCGGUUUAAUUCGAAAUUUAAUUCGGAUCUCUCCAGUGAUCGGAAUUCGAAGUUGUUUUUUGGAUAAACAUUAGUCAAAAAUUGGAAUUUUGAAAUAGAUAUUUUGUGAAAAAUCGAUAUCGAAAUUUAAUUUCUGUUUGAAUUUUUUUUUUUGGGUAAAUGCCGUUGAAAAAUUGAAAUCUAGUAGUCGCGAAGAAUUAUCGAACGUUUGUUUUAUGAGAUUAUUUUUAUUCUAUCUUUUCGAUAUCAGUGGAUCAUACAAGUGGAAUCACUCAAAAAAUUACCAAGCAAAAGAUAACGAAUAAAUAAUCCUAUUUCGUGUUUUUACAACAAUUAUUCGCGUACGAUUCGUAUUUGAACGCGUUGUUGGUAGUCGAUUUGAAUUUUUAUUUUCGAUUCGUACCUGAUGCGAGGGGAGGCAAUAUUGAAUUAUAGGUAAUAACUUGAAACAUCGAUUCAUCGACUUUUUCGAAAGCCUAUGUUACAGAUUGUCGGAAGUUUGUCGUGCAAGUUUUAAAGUAAUUUGGUUAAAAUGAACGAAAUAUAAAGAAUUACAUCGUGAUUAGUGUGAUCCAUAUAUAUAUACUCAAGGAUAAUAAAAUUUUUCGACGUUAAUUUUAAAUACACAAUUUAUCAUUUAGCAAUCUUCAAUCCGGUUAAAUCAAAAUUAAAUUUUUCAUCAAAUACGCUAUUACCAAUCCGUAUUAUAAUUAUUAUUAUUGAAACGGAAAGUUUUAACGAGCUUCCACUUUCAUUUAUUUCAAACAAAUUAGAUAAGAGAUUCACUUGUAUAAAUAUAUUACAUAUAUUUACGAACCAACGUGUGUUAACAAUAUUGUAAAAUACGAUUAACCAUAAUUUACGAGGACCUUAUGACAUUAAACCGAUGAUCGGUCGCAAGGAUCGCCGUUUCCAAGACUCCCCUGCUCCACAUUUUGUUCCCAAGCAUAUACUCCUCGAGCAUGUGUAUAUGAGUGUUACGCAACAAGCAUCCGUUUAAUUAGAAUUUCUGGUAAAAAAAAAACAGCUUCUCCCUGGAGAAAAAGCUUUUGUGCCGAGCAACAGUCAGUCGCGUUACCGUCGAGAACGUCGCGUCGAGUCUCUUUCUCUUUCUCUUUCUCUUUCUCUCUCUCUUGUCAGUAGGUGACGAGCUAAUAACGAUUUGUUAACAGUCAAUAGGGUAAUUUAACGAUAUAUUUAUGCGUCGAGUCGCGUAGACGAGGCACGGACGAGAAGAAUAAAAAAUAAAUAAAUAAAUAAAGUAAGAAUAAAUAAAUCGUGUUCCGUCUGUUAGGAAAGACGCGCAACGUUUCCUACGAUGUCGACACGCGGCGCAAGCUGCUGGUGUACCGCAAUUCGUUUGAACGUUUUCUACGGCGAACGGGGAUUGUAAAGUACAUUAGUAAAUUUAUAUUUUUGGAUGAAGAAAAAAAAGAAAAAAUAAAACUAAAAAACGGAGCAAAACAAAGAGGACGCAACGCAGGCCGAAUGAUCGGCCGAAUUUAGGGGCAAAAAAGAUCGCACGCGCGCGCGCCGCCAUUUCUGUCGAUUCUCCCAUGGUCGAGGACUUCGAUUUUCUCGACGUCGUACACUUCGUUCGGAUCCGCACGGACCACUUCUGCGUUCGCGAUUUAAUAUUUCAUAUAUAUACAUAUAUAUAUAUGUGUAAGGGAACCAAAGGUGUUCGUGAAUCGUUACCUUCGAUUUUUUUUAAUCCUUUCGAAUUUUCGAACGGAUGUUUCGAAAUGUAUCUCCCUCUUUGAAUUUAUUUUAUUUUAUUCGAGUUGUUUGAAUUUGAAUAGUGAAGAGUUUUUUAUUGGUCGAUUUUUUUUUUUGAAUUGAUGAAUACAAAAAUGAAAUUGAAUUUCGAAAGGAAUUUGUAAGAUUACAGGGGGCGCCAAAAGAGUGUUAUAAAAAUGGCUUCGUCGAGCUACUUUAUUUUUUUGGCCGAUUUUAUCGUUUCUCGCGAAGAUAAAAAUAUGCCUGAAAAAUAAUACGUUGUGCGCAAGAACAAUCGACAAUUUCUGUGGAAAGUCGUUAAAAUAUUUAUAACACACCGAAAUGGAAUUUGACGUUGGAUUCGUUGCCGCGUAAAUUUUAUCUCUAUUUUGUUUGUUGUUUUAAUAAAUUGCAUGUUUAAAGAUAGGGGCAAGUUCCAUUUCAGUGAUGUUAUUGGGAACGAAGAUGAAGAUGAAUGUCUUUGAUUCACGUUGCGAAUGAUCCUGUGAAUCUUGGACAGACCCCCGAGGACGGUGACGCGGAAGUGGUCACGCAGUUUUCUUAUUAUCUGUAAUAAUAAAUACUGAUAACGAAUACAGUGUAUGAGUAUUAACAAAUUUAUUAACGAGAAUAAUAUAUUAUUGCGACAGUAAUCUACGUAAGUGUUGUGAAUAAUGGAGAUAAUAUUGUUGCUGUGAUUACCUUUAAGAUUGUAAGUAGUAGGAUAUAGAAAACCACUGUUAGGUGUCACUGUCUCGAUUCAAUAAAUGUUAUUUCAUUUUAAUGACAACACAA